GUGGAGGGAACAUGGCUGAAGGCAGUUCGGUUGCCCCAAUGUGCAGCGGGGUGAGCAGCGGGCAGGUCCCGGUCCCUAACAGUGGCAGCUGCAACUUUCCAGAGUAUGAGGUGCCCGAACUAAACACGCGUGCUUUCCACGUGGGCAUCUUCGGGGAGCAGUGGCGUGGCCGGCUGCGCGGGCAUGGGGAUUUGUCGCUGAAGGAGCCACCGGCAUCCGCGCUGCCUGAGCAAGAAGGGAUCGCGGACUCCGCCUCGGAGGAUGCAGCAGUGGCCCGGGAUCUGGGCUGCAGUAUGGAAGCGGCUGCCGAACUGAGGGCAGUUUGCGGCCUUGAUAAACUGAAGUGCCUUGAGGAAGAGGAGGACCCAGAAGUCAUCCCAGAAAAUACUGACUUAGUGACUUUGGGGGUUAGAAAGAGGCUUUUGGAACAUCGAGAAGAAACAAUAACAAUAGAUCGAGUCUGCAGACAAGAAACAUUUGCAUACGAGAUGGAGUCACGUGCCGUGGGGAAAAAGCCUGAAAAUCCAGCAGACAUGAUAGAAGAAGGGGAACUUAUCCUAUCUGUGAAUAUCUUGUACCCUGUUAUAUUUCAUAAGCACAAGGAACACAAACCAUACCAGACAAUGCUGGUAUUGGGCAGUCAGAAGCUCACGGAACUAAGGGAUUCAAUUUGCUGUGUCAGUGACCUCCAGAUUGGUGGGGAAUUCAGCAAUACUCCUGACCAAGCCCCUGAGCACAUCAGCAAAGACCUAUACAAAUCAGCCUUCUUUUAUUUUGAAGGAACAUUUUACAAUGAUAAAAGGUACCCUGAGUGCAGAGAUUUGAGCAGAACUAUCAUUGAAUGGUCAGAGUCCCAUGACAGAGGUUAUGGAAAGUUUCAGACUGCGAAAAUGGAAGACUUCACCUUCAAUGACUUACAUAUUAAACUGGGUUUUCCUUACUUAUACUGUCACCAGGGAGACUGUGAACAUGUGAUUGUCAUUACUGACAUAAGGCUUGUGCAUUGUGAUGACUGCUUGGAUAGGAAACUUUAUCCCCUUCUUAUCAAGAAGCAUUGGCUAUGGACCAGAAAAUGUUUUGUCUGUAAAAUGUACACAGCUAGAUGGGUGACGAACAAUGACAGUUUUGCACCAGAUGACCCUUGUUUCUUUUGUGAUGUUUGCUUCCGAAUGCUCCACUAUGAUUCAGAAGGCAACAAACUGGGGGAAUUCCUCGCUUAUCCUUAUGUUGAUCCUGGAACCUUUAAUUAAUAACAGAAUAUGUGCUCUUGUAGGAAACAGGACCAACCUGAAACAAGCAGCUAAAGUUAUUACCCUCAUUCCCCCAACAAAGUUCAAAUUACAAAUUUUCUUACAAAGUAACUUAAUUGUGUUUAAAUGCUUAGAAAUAUAUUUUAGUAUUUAUUACAAAGUAUAGUUCUCAGUGCUUUUUGCCCAUUUUCAAAUCUGUUUAUCUUACUGAGUUGUAGGAAGGCUUUAUGUAUUCUGAAUACAAAUCCUUUGUGAGAUAUAUGUAUUGAUUUUCUCCUCAUCUGUGGCUUGCCUAGUUAUUGGGUUCAAUUAAUGAUACAUCAAGUGGUGGGGUACUUUGAAAAUUCUUUGAAAAUGAGACACAUUACAUGAAUAAUAAAUAUGAGAUCUUGAGUAUAUACGCAUAGCUUUACAGAAGUAGCAUUUGAAUUGAAGCUUCCUUUUUUAAAAAGAUUUUAUGUAUUUAUUUUUAGAGAGAGGGGAAGGGAAGGAGAGGGAGAGAAACAUCAGUGUGAUCCUCUCUCAGGUGCCCCCCACUGGGGACCUGGCCCACAACCCAGGCAUGUGCCCUCACUGGGAAUAGAACUGGAGACCCUUUGGUUUGCAAGCUGGCACUCAAUCAACUGAGCCGCACCAGCCAGGGCUGAAGCUUCAUUUCUUGACAACUUUUUGUGAAUCACGAAUACUGAGUUUAAAAUGUAUGUCAAUUUAGUAUUUUUAUUAACUAAAAAAUAAUCUCAUGUAAUAUGACUACUGGGACAUGGUAAUUCAAGAUCCUAUGGAUUAUUAGCUCUGACUCACUUAUUCCUGGGCAGUAAUACCCAGUAUUCUCUGUGCAAAAAGAAGAGUUUUUCUGGCUCAACACGUCAUUUUUUUGGCCCCCUUACUAUAAUUCUCUUCUCUCAUUCUGGGCCAAAGGGCAAGUGUGAUCAAUUCCGAGGUUUAGGCCAUCAGGGAAAAUUAUAGCUACGGUAUCUACUCUGAAAUGUUUUUGGAAAUUUUUUUUUUUGGUGGAAAAUUAAACUGUCCUUUAAAAUUUCAUUUUCUUCUAGGUUACAUUUAUAAAGUCAACUGAAUUCCACACUCCCUGGAUGGGUAAGAACAUUUACCAUAUAAAUCAAAAACUGAUGAAGCCUAUAAACCUAUACAUUUAAAAUGUUGACAAAUGUUUUAUGGACUUAAAUGUGACAUGUUAAGAACCUCUUUCUAGUAUAUCUAGCAGUGUUCUCAUUCACUGAUUCAGUCAACAUGCUAGAGAAAUCAACAUAAAUAAGUUGUCCCAACGUGGUUGGUUUAUGUUAUUGCCUAAAUUUGUACUUUCAUGUUUCCAAUGAUGAUUUAAAAUUCUGUUGGAAACCAGAUUUACCCAAUUCCUCCAAGUUCCUGAGGUAAAAAUGAAUUUAUUUUUAAACUGCAUUCCUUACAGCUUUUACUUUGUAUAUAGGCGUCUUUUUUUACUUUUCUUCUUUUUCGUCACUUCAUAUUCUCAAAACAAAAAUUCUGGGAAGUGAAUUAUAGAGGAAGCAUUAAUCCAUGUGUGGUGCCAGUCAGUUUAUUUUAGUGGAUAAAGAUGGUCAGUUAAUACUGAAUUCUUGUUUUAUCAUUUAUUUAGAAUAUUGUCCGGCCGGUUCUUAAGGUGAAUCUUUUCACCAGCAUUACAAGGCUCAGGUAUCUAUUAUAAUUUCCUGGUAAAAUCUAAAAAGCUAACCUAACCAGAUCACUUCCAGAAUUUGCCAAUGCAUUGUAUAUGAGAUACACAGGUCUCACACCAAAAGAAACUCCCAGCUUCCAAACAGGCAUAAAAGAUAUCUUGUAUCAGGGAUUUUAUAGCUGCAAAUUUCAACAUUAAACAUGACUGACUGAAGUUACAUAUUUUAUCUAAAACAGCAAAUAUGAAAGCAUGAUGAAUUCGAAUUAAUCAAUAUUCUCUGUAUUUAGAAAUGAAUUAGACUUUAAUAUAUAGAGUCGUGCACAAAAUCACAGUCUAGAAAAGCAGUGCCUAUUUCCUGAAACAUCUUUUUCAGGCUUCAUUACCUUUUAAGGAUAAUUUGUUCUCCCAAUCUCUAAGGCUGGGGAAUUACACAGCACAAAUUUGAAUACAUGUCUGCCUAUUUAACAGGUUCUUUUCUUAAGGUAUAAUCGUGGGCCAGUGUAACAAAGUAAGUUGCUAGUGAAACCUUCAGAGCCCUGUAAAAGCCAUUACUCUUGUAUAAGCCACAUCAUCUUGACCCAGCACCUUCAACCAGGUAAGUGUAUGGGUAUACUACGAUCAAUCUGUUGUCCUACUAUUUGAAACCACACAACGUAAUAGCAAUUAUAAGGCUUAACGUACUCCAUUCAAGCUGUUUAUACAUAGAAAGUCUGAUUUAGAUUCCCUGAUUCGGAUGGUACUUCUGAAAUUUCUCCCAAGUGGCUGAGAAAACCAACAAUUGAUUCUGCUGAGUCAUGCAUAACUUACUCUUUUAAAAUAUUAUCCAGUGUAAAACAUUAUACAGUGGUUUAAAAAGCAGCAAUGAAAUAGGUGGUGUGUACACAUAUUUUUAAAAAUGUGGGUUUGAGGGCUGAGGCAGUGGUCUUAGCUCUCUCGUUUAAAUUAUCUCUUGAAUGACUUGUCCAGUUCUGUUUUGACCAAAUACACACUUAAAUUCAACCAAUGCUUCUGAACAUUCUUGAUGAUUAUGACUUUCAAGAUAGUUCUGAGGUUUUGUGAAUUAUUGACGAAGAAAAAUGUCUUGAAAUCCUUCAGAUAGAGGAGGCAACUUAUGUUUUAAUGCCACAUAAUCAGAAGAUUUUGUGAUUCUUGGUAAGCUGUGUAGGCCUGUUGGAUCACAGAAGAAAAGGGAGGAUGGACCAAAAAUAACAUUUCCUUUAUUUUUAUCAUUUUGAGCUUAUUAGUUUCCUAGUCUCUCCAAACAACACAAUCUCUAUGGUGAGGUUAACUCAGAAAUUACUCCCUUGGAAGCCAAGCCAGAAUUCCAACACAUUUUUAAAAAUAGCAAAGAAGUAAUUUACUAGUACAGUUUGAUUUAAAAAAAAUUCUUUAAUCAAAACAAGUUUACAUGUUGACACUUAUGGCUUAACAAGAAUUAUGUCCAAAUUUUAGUUGUCCUAAGGACCAAACAGAUAUAAUAGGAAGAGUUCCCUCAAAACACUGAGUCCUAGGUUCCAUUGUAAGACCUCUCAAAAUUAAAAUUCCAAUUAUUGAAAUAAUUCAACUUUCCAUCUAUUGAUGAAAACAAAAUUAUCAGAGGUCAAAACAUACAAUCUAUGCCACAUGCAAACACUUGAGUAUUAAAAGUUUUUCCCGUAUUCAUAGUUUCAAAACAAACAGUCUUAGCUACCAAAAACCACCAACUGACCUAAUUAUAUGAUCUUAGAAAUACUAUCUGUUACAGUUAGCCUUAACUCUUUUGUGUUAACAUGGGGUCACUCAGAUUUAUUCCAAAUAUGUGAAUAUACAGACUAUUCAAACCAUUCCUUUACUUUGCCUGCUGCCUCUGAGAAAGCUAAUGUUUGUACUUUUUGCAAUCCUGUCACAUGUACAAUGCAGAAAUAAAAAUUCCCUUCUGAUAUA
Messenger RNA from Phyllostomus hastatus (greater spear-nosed bat), 4824 nucleotides. RefSeq names its product small nuclear RNA activating complex polypeptide 3 (gene SNAPC3). Gene Ontology annotation, cellular component: snRNA-activating protein complex. The coding region runs from base 12 to 1250 and encodes 412 amino acids. NCBI's taxonomy places the organism in Eukaryota, Metazoa, Chordata, Mammalia, Chiroptera, Phyllostomidae. Gene Ontology annotation, molecular function: core promoter sequence-specific DNA binding; RNA polymerase II cis-regulatory region sequence-specific DNA binding; RNA polymerase III type 3 promoter sequence-specific DNA binding. The transcript is spliced from 9 exons. Gene Ontology annotation, biological process: snRNA transcription by RNA polymerase II; snRNA transcription by RNA polymerase III. The record is from RefSeq and is a predicted model, not a curated record.